Molecule: messenger RNA, 1394 nt
Organism: Brachypodium distachyon (stiff brome)
Lineage: Eukaryota; Viridiplantae; Streptophyta; Magnoliopsida; Poales; Poaceae
Product: protein REVEILLE 6
Exons: 8
Coding region: 189-1022 (277 amino acids)
Molecular function (GO): DNA binding
Source: RefSeq, a predicted model, not a curated record
GCGCGUACGGCGUGCCGGCCGACUUCCCGGAAACGGCAUUUCCGCGGCAAAGGCGCGUUAACCCCUCUCCUCUCGCCUAAUUCUUAGGCCAGCUCGAGUUCGUUCCAUCGCCGCCGAUCAUCCUUAACUAGCUGGCUCCGAACCGCAGACCGCAAGUGGCGAGCAGCACAAGAAGUGAUCCCGAGAGCAUGGAGCAGACGCCGCCGGGGCCGGGGAAGAAGGCGAGGAAGCCAUACACCAUCAGCAGGCCCAGGGAGAGGUGGAGCCCCGACGAGCACGAGCGAUUCCUCGACGCCAUGCUCAGGUUCGGCCGCGACUGGAAGAAGAUCGAGGAGCACGUCCGAACCAAGACCACCGUACAGAUACGAAGCCAUGCCCAAAAGUACUUCCUCAAGGUGCAGAAGCUCGGGCUGCCGCCGCACCACCCGAUUCGCAGUCUCGGCAUGACGCAGUUGCAGGCGCCGGCCGGGAGCGGCGCGGUUCCCAGUCCGAUGACGGUGCUGCACGGCCAGCCGCACGAGUGUCCACCCGGUCUUCUUCAGAGUUCCAUCGGGUGGAGCUGCCCCGGCCUUCUUCCUGCGUCCAAUGACAUGCAGAGUUCGGACUGGGCAGACAGUUCAGGCCCUUCGUCCUGGGCGAGCCAUGGCGGAAACCCGACUGAUACACCCGGAGCAGCACAUCCAGGCGGCAGUUCUUCGUCAUCAUCCAUGGAUUGGGCUAGCACCGGAACCGGCAGCGCGAGCGAAGCAUCGGUGGACGAAACGAUUCCACUUCCGUUGUCGCCUGACGAUAUGCACUUCGCGCAGGUGUACCGGUUCGUGGGCGACGUGUUCGACCCGGCCACGCCGUGCCACAUCGAGGCUCACCUGCAGAGACUCAAGGACAUGGACGCCAUCACCGUCAAGACGAUCUUGCUGGUGCUGAGAAACCUGGAGGCCAACCUGACGGCGCCCCAGUUCGAGCCCAUCAGGAGGUUGCUGUCGAGGUAUGACCCGGGGCGACCCCUGUCUGGCCAGUUAUAAAGUACACAGAAAAUGCAACCUGAAAAGGAAAAACAUACUACUACAAGUGUAGUGCCUGCAGGACUGAAAGAACAACUAGUUGGGAAGUUGGAAUAGAUACAUACAGAUAUAUGUAGUCUAAUGGAAAUUAUAUAUAUAUUUUUUAAAUGUAGUCCAAUGGUGAUUCUUUUGAAGAGCUGGAUAUACAAAACGAGCAUUGUUUGUAGGGAGUUCGGGAGUUUGUGUUUCAGAGUUGAGACUGUCUAGCAGUAGCACUGUAUUACUGAUAUCCUUUUGGUGGACUUGAAAGUUGUAACAUGUGCUCAACGUCCCAGAAAAUGUAGGGAUUUUUUUUUACUGAAGACAGGAAAUAUAUGGAAUAUUUCACUGUAA